Molecule: messenger RNA, 1228 nt
Organism: Sitophilus oryzae (rice weevil)
Lineage: Eukaryota; Metazoa; Arthropoda; Insecta; Coleoptera; Curculionidae
Product: protein spaetzle-like
Exons: 7
Coding region: 146-1093 (315 amino acids)
Biological process (GO): regulation of Toll signaling pathway; central nervous system formation; innate immune response
Cellular component (GO): extracellular region
Molecular function (GO): growth factor activity; Toll binding
Source: RefSeq, a predicted model, not a curated record
CCAUUCUGAAGUAGGGAAGGGAAGAAUAUCUAAGAAUGCGCGGUACAUUUAGUUCGACCUUGUUCCGGUCAGUUUCUGAUAACGACAGUGUGAACUCGGUACUUCAAUAAUCGAAGAAGCGAAUUAUUGUGAUUAGAGGAAUAACAUGGCAGUGAGAGCGGUGAUAACGAUUUUUCUGGUGUUAUAUUAUAUUGGUGAGGUACCGGCACAGCCCAGGCCUAAUCCUGAACCUCCUGGUUUUAGAUAUAUAGCUGCUGCUAAAGGUGACCCUCCACCAUGCAAGUUGGAGCCGGGAGCAACGUAUUGCGAAGAAGUUGAUAACUAUCCACUUGACCAAAUACUGUAUGCGCUUUCUAAUACGAAAUUUGACGUUGCCAAAUUUUUGGUAGACGAAUCUUUAGACGAAGGUCCUCGAUUUGGCACUGAAGAGCCAGAGAGACCUAAUAAAUCGCUACCGUUGACUGAUCAAGAGGUUGUCAAAACCUCCAAGUCACCGCAAGAUGCUCCCAAAUGGCCCUUUGAACGCACCAUGCGACCACCGCCUCCACCGCAUCUUUACAACAAGCACCAACCUGAUGGUUAUAGUUCCACUGCAAAUAUGAUUCAACCCGAAUCAACGCGAUUUACAAUACCUCUGAUUCAACCCAAGAACCGAUUAAUAAGAGAAAAACCACAUCGUGAUGCAUAUCCCAACAUAACAGUCUCUUCCUUAAAGACUAUUGUUGAACGUCGAAUUAAAAGACAGCUAGAACCUGAGAAGCCAUUAUGUUCUGCCAGACUGAAGUUCGUUUAUCCCAAGGCCGCUAUGAGUUCUAGAACUGGAGAAUGGAUGUGGUUGGUUAAUAUUCCUCACGUUCAGAUGACGCAGAUGUUGAGAGCCGAGGUUUGCAAUUCAGGUGUUGAAGGUAAAAGUUGCAUGGAAGGAAAAUGCGAUACACCACUUGGAUUCAGUUCAAAAUGUGAGCAACACUAUUUACAGAAGAGGCUAGUGACUUUAGUUCCUAAUGGUGGUACCAAAGUAUACACUGACAUGUUCUGGAUACCAACUUGUUGUAUUUGUCAGACUUAUAAGAUGAGUAACAAAAGAUCUUAAGAGAUCUUUUUGAGCAGAUAUAUUUUUUAAUUGUGAUUGCGUUAGAUUAAUUGUAUUUUGUGUUAAUAUGUGAUACUUUUAAAUUUUACAAACGACUAUUGCACGUAUGGAAUUAAACAAUGUUAUACAAAUUAA